CACACCAAGAGACUUCGCAUCUUUACAAGUUUAGCACUGUGCAGUUACCAUGAGUGAGGAAUAUGUGGAGCAUCAGUACAUGUGCAGUGAGUGCCAGCAGCUCUUUAAUACGCUGGAGGAGGUGCUGGUGCAUCAGCAGAUCCACACCGGAGCAGAGAGGGACGAGGUCGAGGUCCUGCCGAGCCUGGAGGACUGUGACGCUGGGAAGAGCCAGUAUCAGUGCCUGGAGUGUGGAGCCAUCCUGAGGAACCCAGAUGAACUACUGCUGCAUCAAGAGCUGCACAUGAGAGAGGCAGGCCAGGAGCUGUGUGAGGUCACAGAGGUGGAUUCUGUUGAUGCAGAGGUGCCAAUCCAGUAUCAGUGUUUGGAAUGCCUGGCUCUCUUUGACACACCUGAACUGUGGUUGGCUCACAGACAGACACACAAUAGAAGCAGCACCCACAGCAGCUUGAGCACUGACACAGAAUAUGUUCUUCAGGCAGAUGGUUCAAUCACUCCGGUUCAGUUGCUCAAUGUUCAAAAUCUAGUUCUGGAUGAACAGAAGGCAGGCCAGAUCCUGACGUUGGCCCAGGCUCUCCGAGAGCAAGAAAACCCAUGUAAAACUGCAGCCCCUCCCAGAACUAUGCUAGUAUCAGCCAACUCUUCCCUGCCUGGCUCCACGUCUGCGAUGCUCCGCCUACAGUUCUGCUCCGCCCAAGCGAUCGCUGAUGGUUCAGCUUCAGCUACUCUCCGCAAAGCUAAACUCCUCACCCCUCUCUUACCUACUGAUCCUAUCCGGCUGGACAAUGGAACGACUUUGAACUUCCUCCCUUCCUCUGUUCAGAUGAACACAUUAAAUAAGGAAAAUGAGGAGCUUUUAAUUAUCCAUCCUUAUGAGUGUUCUGAGUGUAAUCUGCUGUUUAGCUCACCAGAGGAUUUCCUUCAACACCAAGGGGAGCACUUCUUAGGCCAGGACAAAGAGAGUGGGGACACUGGGGUGAUGGUGGGGUAUGAAGAUAUUUCUGAGGCUAAGGAAGAUGAAGGAAGAAGUGAUGGAUCCGAAGAGGGCAACAAAGUUGGCAAACUUAUUGCUGGGAGGCGUACAUACACUGUCCGCUCCGCUGGUUUGGGUUUGACACCGUCACCCAGCAAUCUUCAGUGCGAGGAAUGCAAAAGAACGUUCACCUCUGCCAAUCGGCUUGUGGCACACCUUCGAGUGCAUGAACAAGGAACACAUGAGUGCCCAGAGUGUGAUAAAGUGUUUAAGAAGUUGGUGUCCCUUCAGACUCACAUGAGCUCACACUCUGGUGAGGCUCGUUUUCUGUGUGUGGACUGUGGACAUGGCUUUACCACAGAAAUGACUCUUAUGAUACACAGGAAAUCCCAUACAUCUGAACCCCUGCACAAAUGCCCAUUUUGUUCCAAAACCUUCACCAACAUGACCAAGUUCUUGUACCAUCGUCGCACUCACAGAGUACGUGAGCCGACCACAGCAGUCUCUCAGUUUGUACUGGCCCAGCAGUCACCUCUCUCUAUCAUUCAAAGAGCAAGAGAACGUGAGGCUGCUUGGAGGAAAGAAAGACAAGCCGUGACUAUUCCUCCUGUGGAAGAUGACAGAAAAGAGUCCAGUGACACAGGUCCUGUGCUCACUGAAGGUAUUGCAGCGGUUUCCCAGUCUUCAGAGUCAACAGAAAAUGGGCUUCAUGCUGAACCUUCAAACACUGAACAAACUCAAAAUGGAGGGGAAAUCCAGACAGAUGACCCUAACCAUUCAACUGCUGCCAGUGUGGACGGAGGAGGAGAGGAAGAAAGAAAACUUGGGACUCUUGCUGCUGAGGAAGAGCCAAAGUUCCCUUGCUCUAUUUGUAAAAAAAGAUUCUCCACACAGGUCCGUCUGUUGCGUCAUCGCCGAACGACUCAUGCAACCGAAAGGCGCUUUAAAUGCAACAUCUGCGGGAAACCAUUCAAGAAGCAGAUCCAUCUGCGAAACCACCUGCGCACACACACAGGUGAGCGGCCGUUCCAGUGCAGCGUGUGUGGAAAGACCUUUUCCUCUCUUGCAAAUCUUUCCCGCCAUGGACUUACACACACGGGAGUCCGUCCGUACCGGUGUGACAUUUGCCACAAAGCCUUCAGCCAAUCGUCAAAUCUACGCCAACACCGUCAGCAUCUUCACAGCAACACGACGCCCUCACCCUGUCCAGACUGCUCUGCUACUUUUAUCCGUCCUGCUAAACUUGUAGCUCACCGUUUUCUUCAUCACCCAGGGGCACCGGCACCUUACCCCUGUCCUAACUGUUCUGAGGGGUUCUUGCGCAAGCGUCAGCAAGACCUACAUUGCCUGGACGAGCAUCCCAACCUGACACAGCCACACGGCAUCUCCCAGAACUCCCAGGUUAGCAGUCAACAGGGUGCGACGGAUAAUACAGAGCAACUAACCGCUCCUUCGAUGGCGAGACCUAAUCUGGAUUGCACUGUUUGUGGCAAGAGGUUAAACUCUCCUGCAAAUCUCCGUCUGCACCAGCUAAGUCACGGACUUGGGCCCGGCCGGCCACGAGGUUCCAGCUCUGCCACUGGGAAGUCUCAUGCCUGUCCGGUCUGUGGAAAACUUUUUGGUUCAGCCUCAAGCGUUACACUACAUCAGAGAGUACAUACCGGUGAGCGUCCGUAUCCUUGUGCGAUCUGCGGAAAACGGUUUCGCCAGAACACACACCUGCGGGAGCACCUUCGCACGCAUUCGGGCGAGCGUCCGUUCCGGUGCGAGUUCUGCGAUAAGGGCUUUGUGCAGAGCAUACAUCUGGCAGAACACCGGCGUACACACACGGGCGAGCGGCCACAUGCUUGCGGUGAAUGUGGAAAGACCUUCAAGACUGUUUCGAACCUUAGGAACCAUCGUAAGAUCCACACUCGCACCCAAAAGCAACAAGAGCCAGAACACGACACAGAAGCAGUGAUUGCAGAAUGUAACACAGCAACUGUUGCUGUUCUGGAAGCUUCUGAGAUGGACCUGGGAGCCAUGGUACCAGCCUUCUGCCAGCAAGAGGUGCAG
Molecule: messenger RNA, 3028 nt
Organism: Carassius carassius (crucian carp)
Lineage: Eukaryota; Metazoa; Chordata; Actinopteri; Cypriniformes; Cyprinidae
Product: zinc finger protein 574-like
Exons: 6
Cellular component (GO): nucleus
Source: RefSeq, a predicted model, not a curated record